CGGGCCGGCAUGUGCCGUCCGCCAGUCGGCAUGAAGCAGUCGCGUUUGCAGUCCACCUGGACGCCGUCGUCGCGGUGCCUCCGCGCCUCGUAGGGCAUGCGGGACGAUGACGCCGCCACCCGCCGCCGAUGAGGAGCUGCAGUCGGCGGGGCAAUGGCUCGAGGCCAACGCCACGCUGGUGGAGCAGUGGCUGCGGCGGCACGCGUCCUCCGGGUUGCGGGGGCGCGUGCAGGACGCCGUCGCCGCCACCGACGACCUCUUCCAGCGCUGGCUGCUGGGCCACCCGCGCGCCGCCGACGACGCCGUCGAGGAGUCCGAGCUGUUCAUGGAGCUGAUCCGGGACGUCGCCAACGAGCUGGACAUCGACGUGCUGUGCCACAAGAUCCUGCGGAACGUGAGCCUGCUGACGCGAGCCGACCGCGGCUCGCUGUUCUUGACGAGGGCAACGGGCGAGGACAAGUUCCUGGUGGCCAAGCUGUUCGACGUGCGGCAUGACACCUCGCUGGAGGAGGCGGUCAAGCUGGCCAGGUCGGAGGACAUCCGCAUCCCGUUCGGGAUCGGCAUCGCUGGCACGGUGGCGCAGAAUAAGAUUCUCAUCAACAUCGCGGAUGCCUAUAACGAUCCGCGCUUCAGCAGCGACGUGGACCUGAAGACCGGCUACAAAACCAACUCCAUCCUUUGCAUGCCAAUCUGUAACUACGACGGCGAAGUAAUUGGCGUAGCUCAAAUAAUAAACAAAACCAACGACUCCCAGGAGUUCACCCCCCACGACGUCGAAGUUUUCCGGCGGUACUUGACUUUCUGCGGGAUCGGAAUACAAAACGCCCAACUCUUCGAGGUCUCGGUAUUGGAGUACAAGCGAAACCAGAUAUUACUAAACCUGGCACGUAGCAUAUUCGAGGAACAAAACAACUUGGAAUGUUUGGUGACGAAAAUAAUGAGAGAAGCGCAAGAUUUAUUAAAGUGUGAGAGAUGCGCCGUGUACCUAAUGGAUCUGAAUUGUGGAGAAGCCAAUCACCUCGAACGCAUCCUGGAACGUCCCGGCAGGAUAAUCCGCCGCCACGCACCCUUAAACCGCGUCGAAAGUGGGACGGUGACGGCAGAAGACAUGAGGGAAAGUGGUUUAAAGGCUCCAUGUUCCUUUACCACGAUCUUCGAGCUUAGGGACGGAGGGACUAAAACUUUAGUUUCCAGACCAUCCUCGUUCGACUUGCAGAGCUCGACGCUGGCUCAAAUUGCCGGUUAUGCGGCGUCUACGGGUCAAAUUUUGAACAUCGGGGACGUGAGAGCGUGGCUGAACGAGCAGCACAGCGAAGGAGAUGCGGAGUCGGCAAGGACUAUUCUUUGUAUGCCUAUUCUUAACGGCCAGAGAAACCUCAUAGGUGUUGCCCAGCUAAUAAAUAAAGAUAACGGCGCUCCAUUCACCGACUGCGACGUUUCCUUAUUCGAAGCGUUCGCAAUUUUUUGCGGCUUAGGUAUUCAUAAUACCCAAAUGUACGAGAACGCCUGUAAGCUCAUGGCCAAGCAGAAGGUCGCUUUAGAAUGUCUUUCUUAUCACGCGACGGCAAGCAACGACGCCACCGUAAAACUACUCAAGGAGGAUAUUCCAUCAGCUGAAAACUACAACCUGUACAGCUUCACUUUCAUCGACUUUGAUUUGUCUGACGAAGAUACAUGCAAAGCGACCAUUCGGAUGUUCCUCGAGUGUAAUUUGGUGCAACAGUUUCACAUUCCGUACGAGGUCCUCUGUCGAUGGAUCCUCAGCGUGAAGAAAAACUAUCGCCCGGUCAAAUACCACAACUGGCGACACGCACUCAACGUCGCCCAAACCAUGUUCGCCAUGUUCAAAACCGGGAAGAUGGAGCGCUUCAUGAGCGACCUCGAGAUGCUGGGACUUCUCGUGGCUUGUCUGUGCCACGACUUGGACCACAGAGGCACGAACAACGCCUUCCAGACGAAAACCGAGUCGCCUUUGGCCAUUCUGUACUCCACGAGUACCAUGGAACAUCACCACUUUGAUCAGUGCGUCAUGAUCCUCAAUACAGACAGCAAUAAUAUAUUCCAAGCUUUAUCCACGGAGGAUUACCGCAGAGUAAUGAAACUGGUGGAGACGGCAAUUUUAUCGACUGACUUAGCGAUGUAUUUCAAAAAGCGGAAUAAAUUCCUGGAAUUGAUCGACAACGGUGAAUUCGACUGGCAGAGUGACGACAAGAAGGAAUUGCUCUCCGGGAUGAUGAUGACGGCUUGUGACGUCAGUGCCAUCGCCAAGCCCUGGGACGUCCAGCACCGAGUCGCCAAACUCGUGGCCGACGAGUUUUUCGAUCAAGGUGACAUGGAAAAAAUGCAGCUGAAGGAACAACCCAUCGCGAUGAUGGAUCGCGAACGGAAAGACGAAUUGCCUCAAAUGCAAGUGGGAUUUAUCGAUGUCAUUUGUUUACCGCUAUACCGAGUUUUAUCCGAAACAUUUCCCUGGGUUAAACCCUUGUAUCAAGGGACCGUGGAAAAUAGGAGGCAUUGGCAGGAUUUAGCGGAGAAAGUCGAAAUGGGCCUUACGUGGAUUGAUCACGAUACCAUCGACAAACCCGUCGAGGCGUUCGCAGAUACAGAAGAGACCAAAGAUAUAGAAUUAACAGUUCAAACUCUUCACACCACUCCAGCCGUUCAGCAGAUGCCUCCCUUGGGCAAGCUGAAGCGUAAUAAACACAAGCUGUGUUGCAUAUUGUGACAUACCCCAUUUAUAAGAUGUCAUUGAAAUUUUCUUACAUUGUCAUUGAUAUUGUAGAAAAGUUGGAAAUGCUCAUUAUUUACGUCAGCAGGGAUGGAUUUUUUUACAAAGAAAGAAGGACGAGUGGUAUUGUUUGAAUUCAAAAAGACAUUUUGUAAUUAUAUUUGUAUCUAACAGCAAAUAAAAUGUAUAUAGAGAAUAAAGAAGUAAUUUGGAAAACAGAA
This is a messenger RNA of Zophobas morio, 2949 nucleotides long. Its product is annotated as cGMP-specific 3',5'-cyclic phosphodiesterase. Gene Ontology annotation, biological process: signal transduction. Gene Ontology annotation, molecular function: 3',5'-cyclic-nucleotide phosphodiesterase activity; protein binding. The record is from RefSeq and is a predicted model, not a curated record. NCBI's taxonomy places the organism in Eukaryota, Metazoa, Arthropoda, Insecta, Coleoptera, Tenebrionidae. The transcript is spliced from 10 exons. Bases 107 to 2725 code for a protein of 872 amino acids.